Messenger RNA from Acanthosepion pharaonis, 1098 nucleotides. The record is from the annotation of a GenBank genome assembly. NCBI's taxonomy places the organism in Eukaryota, Metazoa, Mollusca, Cephalopoda, Sepiida, Sepiidae.
AUGUCAUUGCUGAUAUCUAUCUAUCUAUCUAUCUAUCUAUCUAUCUAUCUAUCUAUGUCAUUGCUCAUAUCUAUCUAUCUAUUUAUCUAUCUAUAUCAUUGCUCAUAUCUAUCUAUCUUUACUCUUAAAAACAAAGAUGGUUGUCGUUGCCAUUCAAUGAUUGCUGUGCAUUCUUUCUUUCUUUCUUUCUUUCUUUCUUUCUUUCUUUCUUUCUAUUUCUUGCUUUUUAAUCUACUUUCCUUCCUUCUUUCCUUCUUUUUUCUAUCUUUCUUUCUUUCUUUCUUCUUUCCUUCUGUCCGUGCAUUUUUUCUUCCUUUUAAUUUCUUUCUUUCUUUCUUUCUUUCUUUCUUUCUUUCUUUCUUUCUUUCUAAUUUCUUUCUUUUUUUCAGUAAUUCUUUCCUUCCAUCUUUUUCAGCUGUGAAUUCUUUCUUUCUUUCUUUCUUUUUUUUUAAACUACUUUCCUUCCUUCUUUCCUUCUUUUUUCUAUCUUUCUUUCUUUCUUUCUUCUUUCCUUCUCUGUGCAUUCUUUCUUUCUUUCUUUCUUUCUUUUUAAUCUACUUUCCUUCCUUCUUUCCUUCUUUUUUCUAUCUUUCUUUUUUUCUUUCUUCUUUCCUUCUAUUUUACUUUGGCUAUUAUUUCUUUUGUUCACUUUCUUCCAUUCUUUCUUUCUUUCUUUCUUUCUUUCUUUCUUUCUUAGUUUGUCUUUCUUUCUUUCUUUCCACUUCUGUUAGUCUGCCUCUUGCCCUCACCCCUGCCUGUCUCCUACAGUUGUUUUUCUCAAUUUUGCCAAACCAUCCAAUCAUUCAGACCUGGAGACAUCUUUUCCUAACCCAUCCCACUUACAUAUUCCGUCUGCCCAGCCAUGUCCCCACAUAUUUUAAAGCACUCAACCCUUUCCCAUUGCCUUCUUUGUCCAGGUCUCUUUUUGCUCUUUGCUUCCUCAUCCACUUGUUUACCUGUUUCUGGGUCCUACGUUUACUUGCAUUUUCCCCAUUCUCUUUUGCUGGCCCUACUGUCUUCAUCCCCCUCCCCAUCUCUUAUUCUAUCAUCCAAUACUCCCAAAAGUUUCUGCAAUACACUGCAGAACAAAAAAGGUAG